ACAUGGCUAUAAAAGCGGGUAACACCAGCCGUGGAAAUCAUCACCCGAAAGGAUACCGCAAAGGAAGUGGCAUCAUCUCGCACAAGCAGCACGACCAUGUACGUUAAGGCCGUCCUACUCUGCAUGCUUGGCAUUGCCGUGGCGCAAGAGAACUUCCCCCCUCAGCCAUACAGCUUCAGCUUCGACAGCACCGACGAAUUCGGCACCCGCCUGACCCAGACCGAAAGCGGAGACGAGGGCAACAGGAAGACUGGAACCUACGGCUACCAGAGUGCAGAUGGAACCUACCGGAAGGUGGACUAUGUUGCUGACGAGAACGGCUUCCGCGCCACUGUAGACACGAACGAGCCAGGCACCAAGGCGGAAUCUCCAGCUGAUGUCCAGUUCAACGCCAAUCCUCAACCAAACCCCGUGGGCGCUCCAGUCGCUGCUCCAGUGGUGGCCAGGCCUGUGGCCAGGGUCGUCGCCGCUCCUCAGGCCGUUGCCUACCACGCUGUUCAGUCACCAUCUCUUGCUUACCACGCAGUUCCAUUGAGCGUCGGUCACGCUGGAGCUCCAACUCUGACGUUUGCUGCUGCUCCGCAUCACGCAGCGCCACUGACCUUCACGCUCGGAAGGGCUGCUUCCAAGGCCUGAGUACAUAGCUCCAUUUACGUCUUGGUUUCUUGCCUGCAUGCUUUCUUGUACAGAUGUCAUUCGGUAUUUCCGUUAAUGACUACAGGUUGAUUUCAUAAUAUGUCUCACUGUCUUCCUCUGUCCGGUCUUCAGUCCGCUUGAUGCUCGUCGCGUGCUUGUAUUCAUCCAAAAAUAAACAAUGCUGUCUUGAUGUCA
This is a messenger RNA of Ornithodoros turicata, 831 nucleotides long. RefSeq names its product cuticle protein 16.8-like. Gene Ontology annotation, molecular function: structural constituent of chitin-based larval cuticle. Bases 97 to 636 code for a protein of 179 amino acids. The transcript has 3 exons. Lineage: Eukaryota; Metazoa; Arthropoda; Arachnida; Ixodida; Argasidae. The record is from RefSeq and is a predicted model, not a curated record. Gene Ontology annotation, cellular component: chitin-based extracellular matrix.